AUGCUUCACAUGGCUACCGACAACUACUUGUUCACCAACGGCCGGAUUCUGGGCGCCUCCUCCAUUCUGUUUGGAGGUCUGCAGCAGCUCAUCACCGACCCUGCCCAGGCCAUUGCCUCCUCCAACUCCCUACAUGUGCUCUUUGGCAUGUUCCUCUCGGGUCUCUCCGCCUUCCUCUUCACACCCAUCUUCAUGCCCAACUAUGAGGCUCAUCUGCCUUGGGCUCCCUUUGGAAGCUGGACCAACCUGAUUGCCGGUGUUCUGGUCGGCUUUGGAACCAAGCUGGGAUCCGGCUGCACCUCAGGGCACAUGCUGUGUGGCAUUGCCCGUGGCUCCAAGCGAUCCUUCGUCGCCACUGCCACUUUCUCCAUCUUCGCCAUGCUAACUGCUCGUGUGGUUGGUUCUCUGCCCACCUGCUUUGACGCUGCUGGUCAGGAGGUGGCCUGCCAUCACAUUGCCGAGAACUACUCCGCAGAAAUCCCCUACCUGGCUGGACUGCUCGGCGUGAUCAUUGUGCUUCGAAAUGUUAUUCCCAAACUCAACCUGCCUGCAAACACCCGAGCCACUCUCUCUUCCAUCUUCUCGGGCUUCGCUUUUGGCACUGGUCUGCUUGUUUCCGGUCUUGCUUCCCCCCAGAAGACUCUUGGCUUCCUCGCCGGCGUGCCCCCCAAGUUUGACCCCUCUUUGGCUAUGGUCAUGCUCUUUGGCGUCCUCCCCAAUGCCAUCUCCGUGUGGAAAUCUGGUUUCUUCAAGAAUGUGACUCCUCUUCUUACCACCGAGUUCUCUCUGCCCCAGAUCUUUGACGUGACUCCCCGACUCAUUGCUGGCGCCGCCAUUUUCGGCAUUGGCUGGGGUAUUGCCGGUGUCUGCCCUGGCCCAGGUAUCCUCGGAUCCUUCCUCGAUGGCCUCAAGGGUUUCUCCUGGCUCGCAGGCUUCAUUCCUGCUUACUACCUAGCCGGAAAGGUCUAA
Yarrowia lipolytica CLIB122 is the source of this 969-nucleotide messenger RNA. RefSeq lists its product as uncharacterized. Gene Ontology annotation, cellular component: plasma membrane. NCBI's taxonomy places the organism in Eukaryota, Fungi, Ascomycota, Dipodascomycetes, Dipodascales. The record is from RefSeq and is a predicted model, not a curated record.